GAGGUUCAGGAGCUCCAUAUUCAGACGUGCUACGAGAUGGAACGGUACCUGAAGGACGAGCCGAAACUGCAGUCCUACAAGAAACUGCCCACCGAACUGGACACGCCGUGGAACCUCUUCACGGCACCCGCGUCCUGGACCAAGGUCGAGGUGGUCAAGCCCCUUUCCCUCGAGCAGAUUCGGGGCCGAUGGGGCCAGGGUGCCACCGUCAGCUGUAGCGUACUCGUCAAGGAGGAGUUGAGACAUUUGUUGAAGGAGGUGGAAGACGACGAUUAUGAUGAGGAACUCUGCCUCGCGACGCCCCCCUCCUCACCAGAAUCAGGCCAAGGUCACUCCAACUCCUCCUCAGGCAGCUGCGGCCUCUCCUCACCGCCGAGCGUUGUGCGGUGCACGUCAGUCGCGCGACUCAUCAGCGUCUCAGCCUCCACCAACACCAACAACAACAGGCAUCACUCGCGCACCCUCGACCACUCGCCCGACUCGCGGCGCAAGAUCCACAAAUGCCAGCACCCCGGCUGCAAAAAGGUCUACACCAAAAGUUCGCACCUCAAGGCACAUCAGCGCACGCAUACGGGAGAAAAACCGUAUCGUUGCCAAUGGGAAGGCUGUACCUGGAGCUUCGCACGCUCCGACGAACUGACACGUCACUUCCGCAAGCACACGGGCGCGAAACCCUUCAAGUGUCAACAGUGCGACAGAUGUUUCGCCAGGUCGGACCACCUCGCGCUACACAUGAAGCGGCACUUGGUCUAGGCACGUCACACACUUGUCACAGGUGUGUGACUGGCCUGAGCACUGCCAACUAUGGGGCCAGUACCAGUAGUAUUAGAACACUUGCCGGCGACUGUUCUACAGAUUACACGUGUCGCACGUGU
Messenger RNA from Nilaparvata lugens (brown planthopper), 875 nucleotides. Its product is annotated as Krueppel-like factor 6. Gene Ontology annotation, molecular function: RNA polymerase II cis-regulatory region sequence-specific DNA binding; DNA-binding transcription factor activity, RNA polymerase II-specific. Lineage: Eukaryota; Metazoa; Arthropoda; Insecta; Hemiptera; Delphacidae. The record is from RefSeq and is a predicted model, not a curated record. The transcript has 4 exons. Bases 37 to 753 code for a protein of 238 amino acids. Gene Ontology annotation, biological process: regulation of transcription by RNA polymerase II.